AUGAACGGCUCGGAAAAUAAUCAAUCAGAAUCAAAGUCUUCACCUGAGGGGCAGGAAGAUUUCGACGAUUUCGAAGAGGAAACAAAAGAUUCAAUGGCUGACAGUACAGAGAGAGAAGGUAAUUCCGACUCUGAAUUUGCAGACGAUGAAGAUGGAGAUACAGGUAGCGAAGGAGAGAAAAUUGAAGAUUCAGUGACUGUUAAGGAAGAAGCAGGUCCAAUUGAAGCUGCACAGCCAGCCAGUGGAGGUAAUGAAGAAAAUCAGGCAGAUACAAAACCCAACAUCAAAAUUGAGCCUGGUCCAAUUGAAGCUGCACAGCCAGCCAGUGGAGAUAAUGAAGAAAAUCAGGCAGAUACAAAACCCAACAUCAAAAUUGAGCCUGUCCCAGUUAAAGCUGAGGCCGAUGGGGAUGGUGUGGGCCAGGCAGGCUACACCAUGGAAAGAAAACCAAACAUAAAACUGGAACAAGAACUUUGUUCAGAGCUCGUGGCGUGGCCCGCCUGGUGCUGA
Molecule: messenger RNA, 510 nt
Organism: Schistocerca piceifrons (Central American locust)
Lineage: Eukaryota; Metazoa; Arthropoda; Insecta; Orthoptera; Acrididae
Exons: 7
Coding region: 1-510 (169 amino acids)
Source: RefSeq, a predicted model, not a curated record